This is a messenger RNA of Phalacrocorax carbo (great cormorant), 2286 nucleotides long. The record is from RefSeq and is a predicted model, not a curated record. NCBI's taxonomy places the organism in Eukaryota, Metazoa, Chordata, Aves, Suliformes, Phalacrocoracidae.
CUCGGCCGGCCGGGCCCCUUCGCCUGCCACCCGCCAUCUUGCGAGGACCAUUGGGGUUAUUGUCCGCCGCUCGGGCUCGGCGGGGCCGGCGGCUCUCGGGCUGCUCAGGGCUGACGGGGCCGGCUCGGCGCGAAGAGCCGGGGCGGGCGGGGCCGGCGGCGGCGGUCGGCGGCGCCAUGGAGGAUGAAACGCCCAAGACCCUGUAUGUGGGGAACCUGUCAAGAGAUGUGACCGAAGCUCUAAUCCUCCAGCUGUUCAGCCAGAUCGGACCAUGCAAAAACUGCAAAAUGAUAAUGGAUACAGCUGGAAACGAUCCGUACUGUUUUGUGGAGUUCUAUGAGCACCGGCAUGCAGCUGCAGCACUGGCUGCUAUGAAUGGGCGGAAGAUAAUGGGUAAGGAGGUCAAAGUGAACUGGGCGACGACCCCCAGCAGCCAGAAGAAAGAUACCAGCAGUAGUACCGUUGUCAACACACAGCGUUCACAAGACCAUUUCCAUGUCUUUGUCGGAGACCUCAGUCCAGAAAUUACAACUGAAGAUAUAAAAGCAGCUUUUGCGCCGUUUGGAAGAAUAUCAGACGCGCGUGUGGUUAAGGACAUGGCGACAGGGAAAUCUAAAGGAUACGGCUUCGUUUCCUUCUUCAAUAAAUGGGACGCAGAGAAUGCGAUUCAGCAGAUGGGUGGUCAGUGGCUCGGUGGAAGGCAAAUCAGAACAAACUGGGCAACGAGAAAACCUCCAGCUCCAAAGAGUACAUACGAAUCAAACACCAAACAACUGUCUUACGACGAUGUGGUCAAUCAGUCCAGCCCGAGCAACUGCACCGUGUACUGCGGAGGCGUAACGUCAGGACUGACAGAACAGCUGAUGCGCCAGACCUUUUCUCCCUUCGGUCAGAUAAUGGAAAUUCGAGUCUUCCCCGAUAAAGGCUACUCCUUUGUACGGUUUAACUCUCACGAGAGCGCCGCGCAUGCCAUCGUUUCCGUCAAUGGAACAACUAUAGAAGGACACGUAGUGAAGUGCUACUGGGGCAAGGAGACACCGGACAUGAUCAGUCCGGUCCAGCAGAACCAGAUCGGCUACCCGCCGGCGUACGGCCAGUGGGGCCAGUGGUACGGCAAUGCCCAGAUUGGCCAGUACGUGCCCAACGGCUGGCAGGUCCCUGCCUAUGGGAUGUAUGGGCAAGCGUGGAAUCAGCAGGGCUUUAAUCAGACGCAGUCUUCGGCGGCGUGGAUGGGCGCCAACUACGGCGUGCAGCCGCCGCAGGGGCAGAACGGGAGCGUGAUAACCAACCAAACGGGAUACCGCGUGGCGGGCUUCGAAACGCCGUGAGGAGGACGAGAGGACUCUGAACGCCGGGGGCCGCCGGGAGCCCCGCGGAGCCUUGGUUGACUGCCAGGAUUUAUCGGAUCAAGCCUCAGAUAUGAUGUAUUUAUUUAAGAGAGCGAGAGAAACCCCACACAAAAAAAAAACAAAAAAGCGUUUUUAAUCAUGACAUUGUCCAUCCGCGUUGUUUUAAAAAAAAAAGAAAAAAAAAAAAAAAGAAAAAAUGACACAAAACGAGAUGCUGGAUGUCUGCCGACUUUUGCCUUCUUUUUCCUCUUUUACGUGUUUCUUAAGAUCCACGUUUUUGAAACACAGCAAAUGCAGGGACUUUCUGCCGCCGCAAUCGGGGGCGGCGAAUUGCACAAUGUCGACCUUUUUUUUUUUUUUUUUGUCAUUUUUUUCUCGUCUUUCCUCGGAAGCCACGUGCCGUUCUAGUUUGCAUUCCGAACGAUUUAACGUGUAUUAUAAACCCUUGUACAAAAACAGACAAAAAGAAUUAAGAAGCCAAAAGCGUGUGAAUCCUGAAGCCACCGUGACUUCAGCCUUCGCGCCAUCUGUUUUAAAAGAGCCUCUUGUACAAAGCCUCCGUCUCUCCGCUUUUGUCACGCCGGUUUUUUUUCGACGAUAAAUUAUUCGUUUACGUCGGGUUUUGUAUCUCGGCGUGGUUUGUCUUUUUUUUCAGGGUUGUCUUUGCCCACCGACAGGGAAAAGGGGGGGGGGACGCUCAGUGGGACGGCGCCCAGCUCCCUUCGUGAGCGAGGAUUUCCACCCUGGGACAGCAAAAAUCCUGUUACUAAAAUGUGACAAAUUCAUACGAACCAGCUGGAUCGUUGUUUUGUUCUUUUUAACCGAUUUCUACAUUUACGUGUACCGAGUAUGUAAAAUAUCUUCGCAAAUUAAUAUUUUGCACAACUGUUAGCCACCGGUGUAUGUUUCCUUAUUUAAAGGUAGGACGCUGAUGUGA